Molecule: messenger RNA, 1494 nt
Organism: Pisolithus orientalis
Lineage: Eukaryota; Fungi; Basidiomycota; Agaricomycetes; Boletales; Pisolithaceae
Product: DUF1714 domain-containing protein
Exons: 3
Coding region: 1-1494 (497 amino acids)
Biological process (GO): DNA damage response
Cellular component (GO): nucleus
Molecular function (GO): histone H3K56 acetyltransferase activity
Source: RefSeq, a predicted model, not a curated record
AUGCACUUGCGAGAUGCGCUGUUGGCGUCGCUGGCCAACUUGCCAGGCUCUCGCGAAUUCCACCUCCAUGUACUUGUAUCGUCGCCCCGGAAACACUCCAACUUGUACCCGUUCGCUUCUCAACCUCGGCUCAGGACGUAUUUGCAGGACAUUCUCAUCCUGCUGUCUGAACAGGCGAACCCGGAUGCACGUAGACUGUUCGUCUCUGCCAUAGAGGCAUCCGUGUACCAUAUACCAUCCACGUCCAGCGCCAUCGUGUAUGUCUCCAAGGUCGACUCGACCGGCCAAGCAACAGCACCAUCGCCAACUUCUACUCUCGUCCGCGCCUUUCUGUCAUACUAUACUAAUCCCUCAACCAGACCUCUUCCUGUAGACCACCUAUGGGUCCACUUGUUCGCGCGUGCUCAGAGCCAGUAUCUUUUCCCCAACUCUGCCGAAUUUCCCGGGAAAAAACCGCUGACGGAUGUGAAACUUUGUGCUUGGUGGAAACGCCAGCUCACUGGCGUAGCGGAGGAACUGGAACUGAGCGCCAAAGCCAACGGUACAGGUACAGUUUCUACGAGACUGUACUAUCUGCUGCCUGGCCUGGGCGAGUUGGAAGCUUCUCACUCGCUCGAGAACGCCUACGCAUCUUCUUCUUCGUCGUCCGUGACUUGGAUCUAUGGGCACCCAUAUUCCCAAACUGACGUCCCACUGCCUGGUGUCUCGAACCGAAAUACUGGCACUGCUGCACCUCAUAUAGGCCAGAUCAUCCCCUGGUUUGAUGAUGACCCCAAAGCCCGGUUCAUAGACGAUAUAGCAUACACCACUGAGGUGGACGGCGUCAAAUCUCCAGAACGAAAACGACCCCGGAUAAUCGAGCGCAGCGGGUCGAGGGUUGUAGAUGAGGAAAUGCAGGACAAGCCCAAGGUGGUGGACAAAAAAGACGUGCACAGCCAAAAGGAGGAACAAACUACGAAGGUGCUAAGAAAGGUGUCUGUAAGCGAAUUCUGGGAACGAAUGUCGUUCCGUCAGGAGUGCAUUUCAGGGGCGGUUACCGGUUUCUUUGUUAUGGCAGUAUUGUCCAAUUUCCCUCAGGCCACGACACGUAGCGAGCCAUCCCCAUUGGCACCGCAGCCAGGCCAGGUUGCUCCUCAGCUGAUUAAACGCGUGUUAACUUCCCUCAUGACUGGACACGAGUUUCCGUCUGUGGAACGGGCCGCAUGGUCUACAAAAGUCCUGGAAGAGUCUAUCAGAGGGCUUUGCGACGGUCUGAAGACCCUCCCAGUGGCAAUCGCUAGCGGAAAUGUAGCUGGUUCGGGCCGUACCCCGCCGGAGCCUACUCUAACCUGUGCUACCACCCCCCAAACGCCUCCCCCCCUGACUUCGCUAGAGACGUACAACGCGUAUAUUCACGGUUCACUUAUCCGUAAAACGCCUGUAGAUGGAGGUGAUGAUGGCGAAGUCAAGGUUACCGUCUUGACUGUUCGACGGAAGAAACGUGCGAAACCUUAA